Messenger RNA from Paramecium sonneborni, 1738 nucleotides. The record is from the annotation of a GenBank genome assembly. Lineage: Eukaryota; Ciliophora; Oligohymenophorea; Peniculida; Parameciidae.
AUGAAUAAAUUUUCUAGAUAAUUAUAAUAAGAAUUAGAAAUUCUUCAAAUUUAAAAUUAAGAAAUUUUAUAGAUUCUCAACUAAUUUUUUGAGGAAACUGCAAAUAAAUUUCAACUGUAAUUUAAAAUAAUAAUUUAGCUUAAAAAAUCAAUUCACUUAGACUUACAAUAGAAAAUAAUAAUUGAAUGUAAAAUUGGAGAAUUUUAUUUCUAACCAAACCAUAGAUAUAUUUGAGUAAUUAUUCUAAGAAAUAGAAUUAUUAAAUUAUAAUAAGGACCUCACUUUUUAAAUUAAAGUUACUAAUUCAAAUGAUAUUAGUCUAAUGUAGGAAAAAAUAUAAGAAUUAUAAUAAAUCAAGCCUCUUAAUAAUUAACUUUUAAACCAUUUUAAUUAAUAUUAGGAAGGAAUCAAAAUAUUGUUAAAUAAUUGUUUAGAAAAAAAAGAAAUAAAAGGCCAUGAAAAUUAAAUGAAUUUAGAAAUAACAGUAUAAUCAAUAAGUUAAUAAAACCUUUCCUCAAAAACACAAGGUAUGGUUAAUUAAAUUUAAUUAUCAUAAAACUCAUAAGAAGAAUAAAAUUAAUAGGAUUAAUUUGUUCAACAAACUAAUUAAAUAAAAGAAUAAAAUUAGUCUCCUCUAAAUGACAUAGAUUAUUAAUUGAUAUUUACUUAACUUGAGAUAUAAGGACAAAACAAAAGUUCUCAGACUCUUUAAGAAUGUUUAUAGAUUAAAAAAUAAGAAAUAAAUUCAAAUUAAUAAAUUUAAUAAACAACUCUUCAUAUUGAAUAAUACAGUUCUAUGAAUGAGACAUAUGAAAAUGAAGUAUUACCUUUAACAUUAAAUGAACUAAAACUCUAAAUCCUACCUAUUAAAGAUUAUAAAGAAAUAAGAUUUGUUGUUCCAAUACAAAAAGAUAUUUAUUUAUUUACAACUUCAAAAGAAUUUUUCAUAGUAGAUUUAAUCAAAUAAAAAAAAUCUCAGAUAGAAAAGUUGGAAAAAAAAAUUAGUUCAGUUGAAAAUAUUUUCCAAAAUAAUUUAAGUAAUCUUAUUUUCGCUACAAAAGAUGGAAAAGUUCAUUGUUAUGAAUAUAAUAAGAUUUAACAUAAAAUAAAAUUUGUAAGAUCACUAAAUUUAUCAAAUAAAAAUGGGCGUUUAUUAAUUAAAAAAAUUGAAAAUAAAUUAGUUACAAUAGGAGGAGAAAAUAGAUUUAAAAUAUAUUCUUAUCCUAAUUUUACUUUAGUAUAAGAAAUAAACAUAACGAAAUCAAAAGCACCAAAAUUUUUAUUAGUGAAUGAUUAAGAAGUUUUCAUUGCAGGUAAUAAUUUGGUGGCAAUUAUGAAUUCCAAAAAUUAAAUUUAGUACUUAGAUGAUAUGCCUGAGAAACCAAAAUGUUUAGAUUUUAAAAAUCGGCUAUUAUUGAUAGUUUACUCACAAAAAAUUAUGAUUUAUGAAAAAAAAUAAAAUAUGUAUGCUUUUAGGUGGAUUUAUACUUUUAUAGAAAAAGAAAUAUAAAUUUGUAAAUUUAUGACUUUCUCACCUUUAUUAUUUAUAAAUGUUAAAUAAAAAUAAGGAUAUGAAUAGUCUUCUGCUUAAAUUUAUGAAGAUAAACUAGAAAUGGAGAAGAUUGAUACUAAAGAUAUAUCAGUUCUUGCAAUUGAGAAUUUAGAAAAUUAAUUCAUAAUAAUUGCUUUAUAACAUGAUAGUAAUAACUUUUUAUAGAUUAAAUUAAUAAAAGAAUGA